AUGCUGCUUCGGGGGUUGCUUCUGUUAGCUCUGAUAGGGAUCUAUGCGGUUCCUGGAAGCGAAGGAUUCAUGAUGGGGGACUUUUUUGGUGAAUACCGAGAUAUGAUGUCAAACUGCCGUACAGAUGGAGGGUAUUGCAUCAAUCCAUACAGAAUGGCUGCCGGAGAACAGGAGACAGAGGGCGGAGCUGGGGCUGGAGGGGCCGGGGCUGGCCAGGCUAGAGGAGGGCCCGGGGGAAGGGGUCGCGGCGGACGGGGAAGACAGCGUCGCCCUCAAGUUGACUUCUGGGGAGUGAUCUACGAAAACUGCGUCUCCUGGGACUACGAUUUCGGCUGUAACAGACAGGGCGGGAUCUGCUGUUACAACUAUUAAAGGUGAGGCGUCCACGCGCCAGGUGUGCUGUUACACCUAUAGUAAAGGUGAGAUGUCGACUGACAAGGUGUGCUGAUGGCGCUGAGGGUAAUGGGGUUCAUGUCAUUAAGUAAAAGAGAGAGGCGGGGGGUUGGGGGUAGGAAAUUGUAGGAAGAAGGAUGAAGAAAUAGAGGAAAAGAGAAAUGUGAUACGAAUAGUUCAGAUAUCUGAAGCUUUGAUUGAGGUAUAUUUCAGCAUGGGUGCAGUCUGUUCCUGUGUCAUUUGAUGGGUUCACUCUUCAAUAUUUUGAAUGAUAUGUGAGGUAGCUCACUACACUAAAGCUUAUACUCUGUAUGACACCACGUCACAAGAUGGCGAUUUAAAUGUUUUUGUGAAAUUAUUUGUAUCGAUUGAUUUGUUUGUCUAUCAUCGUAGCUCAGUGGUUAAAGCAUUGGGCUGGUGAACCGCAGAUCUCGAGUUCAAAACCUCCAGAGUCUUUUGUUCAUAUGUGUUGAAAUUGUUCAUAUGUGUUGAAAUUGUUUUUUUUUUGAAAAUCAUGUAUAUUUUUUGCCUUUUUGGCCUAUAUACUUGUUGUAUAUUAUCAUAUCUUUUAUAAUUAAAUCAAUUCGUACUGAUUUGAGAAACUAUUUCUGGGUGUAGUGAGCCACCUUAAAAGACAUCAAUUUCAUUUGAUACAUGCAGUUCAUACCCUCAUGUAUUUCAUGUCCAUCCAAUUAA
This is a messenger RNA of Ostrea edulis (European flat oyster), 1089 nucleotides long. RefSeq lists its product as uncharacterized. NCBI's taxonomy places the organism in Eukaryota, Metazoa, Mollusca, Bivalvia, Ostreida, Ostreidae. The coding region runs from base 1 to 372 and encodes 123 amino acids. The transcript has 2 exons. The record is from RefSeq and is a predicted model, not a curated record.